Molecule: messenger RNA, 1100 nt
Organism: Micromonas pusilla CCMP1545
Lineage: Eukaryota; Viridiplantae; Chlorophyta; Mamiellophyceae; Mamiellales; Mamiellaceae
Exons: 1
Coding region: 1-579 (192 amino acids)
Source: RefSeq, a predicted model, not a curated record
AUGGCGCGCGCGAAGCGACGCGUCGAGCUCGGCCGACGAUUCCGCGCGUGGAGCUCGUGGGCCUCGCGAAGCCUCGCGCGGCGCUGGUGCGACGCGCGCGAGACGCGCGCGCGCGCGACGGCGAAGGCGUUCGCCGGGUGGAGAGGACGCGUUCUUCCUCUCGACCGCGAACGCGCCGCCGCCGUCGUUCGCGCCGCGGCGUUCGCGACGUGGCGCGCUGCCGCGACGCGAUCCUCGCGCGAGCUGCGCGAGACGUUGGACGCGGUGCGCGCGAGCGCGGCGACGGACGUCGAGCGCGCGAUGGAACGCGCGGCGGCGGCGGAGCGAUCGUCAGUCGCGUCGCUCGAAAAAACGCGCGACGUCCAAGACGCGCUCGAGGCUUUCGAGAGGCACGCGGCCGCGCGCGACGACGCGAAAACGCGCGAGCUCGACGCCGUCCGCGCGCAAAAAGCGGACGCGCGCGAGGAGAUCGCGAGGCUCGAGAGGAGAUUGUCGGAACGCGCGUCCGAAGCGGCGGUGCGUUCGUAUUUACACCGGUCCCCAUACGACCGCGUCGGCGUGGUGAACGCCGAUCCUUAAGGACUUUUCUUCCCGGCGUCACUCUCCGCUUAUCACCCCUCGGUUUCAAUCCCCGCCCCUAUGACGCCUUUCAACUCCACCCCUGACGCCUUUCAACUCCUCGCGCGAAACUGAAAGGCGUCGGAGGCGCUCCUUUCGGCGACGCGGCGCGAGCUCAAGGAGGCGCGAGACGGCGCCGCCGCGAAGAGGGCUUUUACUUGCGCGUCGUGCGACGACGCGCGGCGCGAGCUGGAGGGCGCGAAGAUCAAGCUCGCGGCGACGAUCACGGAUCUCGGCGCGGCGCGGCGGGAGACGAGGCGACUCGAGGCUGAACUGUCGGAGAAGGCGAACGAACUGUCGGAAAAAGUUGCCGCGUCGUUCGCCGCGUCGGCGGACCUCGCCGAGCUGCGCGCCGCGUCAGAUGCCACGUCAUCCGCCACGUCGGCAGAACUCGCCGAGCUGCGCGCCGCGCUCGAGGCGAGCGACGCCGCGACGAGAGCCGCGGAGGCGCGCGAGAGGGAGACGCGCGACCGCGCGACGUC